Messenger RNA from Rhodamnia argentea, 1410 nucleotides. RefSeq names its product protein SLOW GREEN 1, chloroplastic. The transcript has a single exon. Gene Ontology annotation, molecular function: protein binding. The record is from RefSeq and is a predicted model, not a curated record. Bases 128 to 1141 code for a protein of 337 amino acids. Lineage: Eukaryota; Viridiplantae; Streptophyta; Magnoliopsida; Myrtales; Myrtaceae.
GCAUAGCAUACCUCUACCUCUACGCCUUCUCCCCUCUGCUGCAAUCUCUCUCUCUCUCUCUCUCGCUCGAAAACCCUUGGGAAAGCAAACCACAUUCUCCCCGAUCCUCUUCCAAAUCCCAAGUGCGAUGAAUUCGACUCUCUCUUCCUCAUCCACAUUCAAUUUCACUAAACCUCCUUCCUUCGCGCUCCUCAGUCGACCUCCUCCUUCAAUCCUCCGCUUCCCCACUCCCAAGCCUCAGGAAGAUUCCUCUCUCCGUCGAAACACAAUCAGGGCUUGUUCCGUUGCUGACUCCGGCAAUCCCCCGAAGAACCCAAUUCUCCAAAAGCUCCAAAACUGCGCCGGAGCCGCCGUCCUCGUGGGAGCCGCGGUUUCCUUCGUCUUUAGCAGCGAGAAAUCUGCGGCGAGAGCUGUGCCUCCUCCUGCAAAUGUUGAAACGGAGCAAUCUCCGAGUCUUGAAGAGAUCCAAGGACAAGUCCAGGAAGGCCAAGAAUCCCAGCCCUCGCCGUUGACGGAGCUCCUUGGAUCGGACCCCGAGUCGGUCGACGCAAUGAGGAAGCUUUUGCAGCAGAAGCUCGAGAGCGGAGAGGACCAGGAGGCUCUCAAGAUAUUGCGGCGUUUGGUUGCCGCUCAGCCUGAGGUGACUGAAUGGAAGUUCUUGCUGGCAAGGUUGUUGGGCGAGAUUGGAGACACCGAAAAUGCCCGCAAAGUGUUCGAGGAAAUUCUUGCGGCAAACCCGCUUUCAUUUGAGGCCCUAUUUGAGAACGCUCUGUUGAUGGACCGGUGUGGAGAGGGAGAGGCUGUCAUUAAGCGGCUGGAUGAGGCGCUGAGGAUCGCGGAGGAGGAGAACAAGGCAAAGGAGGCGAGGGAUGUGAGACUGAUAAUGGCGCAGAUACAGUUCCUGCAGAAGAAUGUGGAAGGGGCUUUGAAGAGUUAUCAGGACUUGGCUAAGGAGGAUCCUACUGACUUCAGGCCCUAUUUUUGUCAGGGGAUGAUAUAUAGCUUGCUUGAUAAGAAUGCAGAGGCAAGGGAGCAAUUCGCCAAGUACCGCGAACUCUCGCCAAAAAAGUUUGACGUCGAGGGUUAUCUGAGGACACCACUAUCCCGGAUGAAGCUGUUCGGGACAGAUGAGGCCAACUGAGUUUCGGCGUCUGGUACUCUUAGCUCUUUCAUCUUUUUUUGAAAUAAGGUAGGUUGGGGAGAUGGUACAUUCUCGACACCUAAUUUGGAGCAGGAUUUGGGUAAUCUCCGGAUUCUUGGCAUAUGGUCAGUUGUAGUUUUCGUUAUCUUGUAAUUGCUUCACUAGUAAUUUGAAAUGGAGAGGUAACUCUAGAGAACUUAUGAGGCGUUAUAGAGGACGAACAGUGUGAUCAGAGUUGAUCACUUAAUAAUUUAGGCUCUAUUUACACA